Messenger RNA from Oryza brachyantha (malo sina), 711 nucleotides. RefSeq lists its product as uncharacterized. Lineage: Eukaryota; Viridiplantae; Streptophyta; Magnoliopsida; Poales; Poaceae. The transcript is spliced from 2 exons. The coding region runs from base 96 to 413 and encodes 105 amino acids. The record is from RefSeq and is a predicted model, not a curated record.
CGUUCGUUGUUACCUUCCUCCCGUCUCGCUCGACGGCGGAACUCCCGGCUUCUGGCAAACCCAACCUCUCGCCGCUCCAAUCGCACAGACCACAGAUGGUGGCCGCGGCGUCCGUGUACCGCUGUGUGCUCAAGGCGGUGCACAAGCACAUCGGAGGAGGUGACUCCAACUCCAAGAGGCACUUCCGCGAGUUCGUCGCCUCUGAGUUCCGCCGUCCCACAGGCACGGAGGGCGACGCAAUAGCGAGGAUGCGUCUCGCCGGGGAUUACGCAUGCCUCCUCACCAACGUCCACCACCACAAGGACCUGCUCUCGUAUAAUAUAGCAGUGGACCGAUCAGAUGAAAUGAAGAAGAUAUUGAACAAAUCUGCUGCCAGUGUAGGACUUCAGCUUCCAAAUGUCUAUCAGGCGUGAUAGUUUCCUUUCUGCAAAAAUGUACACCAUUUUGGUACCGUCUUUUACCUAUUUAUUUUCCAUUGAACUUUGCUUGCAAGCAGUAGCUUUGCUUCCAAGUUCCAAUUUCAGUUCAUCUGGAAAGUUUAGAUAGUUUGUUGUAAGAAGCUCUACUAUUUCCCCAAUAGUAGAUAUAUGUCCACUUCAUGGUAAGCGUGCUGUAGAAACAUAUAAUGCAGGAAAGUCUGAACAGUGGAACAUGGUCUUAUAGAUGUAAUUUCAUACAUUCCUAUAAAUUCUGUCUGAGGUGUACAGUCGU